AAAGUUACAUCUCAAAUCUCAAUGUGGUAAAAUAAUUUUUACCGCGGUGGUUUUCUAAUUUCUUUAGCAUUUUUAAUUAAAAUAAUAUAUAGUAUAUAAUAAAAUACUGAUAUAUUUCUUUUAAAAUGAAAGAUAAAACUAAUAUCUUAGAAUUAUUUGCUUGUGCAAAAAAUAGAGAAACUUACCUUAAAGUUUGUGCACCUAUGGUAAGGUACAGUAAGGUGCAAUUUAGGAAGCUCGUCAAAACGUAUGAUGUGGAUUUAACUUUUACCCCAAUGAUUUUGGCAAACUCUUUUUGUCAAAAUUCAAAGGCAAGAUCAAAUGAAUUUGUAACUACGUCUGAUGAUACUCCAUUAGUAGUGCAAUUUGCGGCAAAUAAUGUAAACGAUUUUCUAGAUGCCUCUAAAUUAGUUUAUCAAUAUGCGGAUGGUGUUGAUUUGAACUGUGGCUGCCCACAACGAUGGGCUAUAAAAGAUGGUUAUGGCACAUCAUUACUAUCUAAACCAGAAGUAAUUCAUGACUUAGUAAGAUGUGUUAAGAAUAGUCUGCCACAUGACUUUACUGUUUCUGUAAAAAUAAGGAUAAUGAACGAGUUAAAAAAUACAAUAACAAUGUGUCAACAACUUGAGAAAUGUGGAGUAGACUUUCUCACGGUUCACGGUCGGACUCCCACACAGAAAAAUGGUGAACCAAUUAAUGUAGAGUCUAUGAAAGCUGUUUCAAAUGCCCUAAGCAUACCAUUUAUAGCAAACGGUGGAGUUAAAACAUUGGAUGAGGCUGAUCGAUUGUAUGAUGUUUUAAAAUGUGGUGGAGUUAUGUCGGCAAGUGGUAUCCUCAGUAAUCCAGCAAUGUUUAGUGGAGCAACAAUAACUCCCAUGAGUUGCAUAAUGGCUUGGAUGAACUUGAAAAACAUAAGUGGAAAUAAAAUAAGCUUUCAAUGUUACCAUCAUCAUUUAGUAUUUAUGCUAGAAAAAUUAUUAAGCAAAAAACAGAAACAGGUUUUCAACUACCUUAGUACUUUCAAGGAGGUUGAUGAUUAUAUAUUGACUCAUAUACUUGAUACUGAUGUUUUAGAAAACAAACAUUCAAUUGGUGACUUUAUUUCUUGUGAUUUUGAUGAGAGCAUCACAAGUAAGCAUGGAAAGAAAUGCAGGGGAUGUGGGCUGAGUGUAUAUUAUUGUUCAUGUAAUAAUUAUAAUUAUGAAUCUAGGGAUGGCAACUUUUUCAGCUCUUAUGUUAAUACAAAUGAUGAUGUUGACUAUAUGGAUAGUAAUAUAUUCGAAGAAAAAAUAUUAUAGCUAUUAAACACA
Messenger RNA from Colias croceus (clouded yellow), 1310 nucleotides. It is a transcript of the gene Dus4, whose product is annotated as tRNA-dihydrouridine(20a/20b) synthase [NAD(P)+]-like. Gene Ontology annotation, molecular function: tRNA dihydrouridine synthase activity. Bases 126 to 1298 code for a protein of 390 amino acids. Lineage: Eukaryota; Metazoa; Arthropoda; Insecta; Lepidoptera; Pieridae. The record is from RefSeq and is a predicted model, not a curated record. The transcript is spliced from 2 exons.